UUAAUCAGUGACGAGCAAAAAAAUAUUGAUAAGAAAUUUUCAGUGUCUACAAUGUUCAGUCAUAAUCAACCAUUACCAGCUUAGUUUUGGUGAUUUAGCCGUGCUUCAGUUGUUUGAUUAAUAUAUUUAUUGAAAAAAUGAAAAUCGCCGACGUAAAUGAGUUGUUGGAUGAAGAGUUCGAAGAACUGUUCAAAAAUGUGGUUGAAUUAUUUCCGAAAGCAGCAAAAACAGUCGUGUUGCAACGGCCUUUCGACAGUCUCAACGAGUUAACUGUUGCAUUUAAUAAUUAUUUGGAAAAUUUGGAUGUAGCAGAAAAAAUUGCUGUUCUACAGUCUCAUCCAGAUUUGGCUGGAAAAUUGCUUUUUGAAAAUAAACUCAGCGUUGAUUCAGCAAACGAACAAGCUGGGGCUGGCCUAGACAAACUGACAGAUGAGCAGAAAAACCAGUUGGUUAAAUUGAACGCGGAAUAUUCAGAGAAAUUUGGAUUUCCAUUUGUGAUUUGUGUUCGUCAAAAUAACAAAAUCGAGCGUAUCCUCGAAGGACUUCACCAACGUUUGCCGAAUAAUCGUGAACAGGAAAUCACCAAUGGAAUAAACAAUGUGAAAAAGAUUUGUCAACUGCGCAUAGAAAAUAUUGUCGAAUUGGAUUGAUGACAAUUUCAAUAUGAAAUCAUUGCCACAAUAAAAACUUUGCUCUCUUUCUUGAA
This is a messenger RNA of Sitodiplosis mosellana (orange wheat blossom midge), 706 nucleotides long. RefSeq names its product 2-oxo-4-hydroxy-4-carboxy-5-ureidoimidazoline decarboxylase-like. The record is from RefSeq and is a predicted model, not a curated record. Gene Ontology annotation, molecular function: carboxy-lyase activity. The transcript is spliced from 2 exons. Lineage: Eukaryota; Metazoa; Arthropoda; Insecta; Diptera; Cecidomyiidae. Gene Ontology annotation, biological process: allantoin metabolic process. The coding region runs from base 138 to 650 and encodes 170 amino acids.